Boleophthalmus pectinirostris (great blue-spotted mudskipper) is the source of this 2619-nucleotide messenger RNA. Its product is annotated as metal transporter CNNM1-like. Gene Ontology annotation, biological process: transport; magnesium ion homeostasis. The record is from RefSeq and is a predicted model, not a curated record. Gene Ontology annotation, cellular component: plasma membrane. NCBI's taxonomy places the organism in Eukaryota, Metazoa, Chordata, Actinopteri, Gobiiformes, Gobiidae. Gene Ontology annotation, molecular function: transmembrane transporter activity.
AUGGAGCCCCGUGCACUGCUGCUCUUCUUGUCCGCGUGCUGCCUGCUGCCCGUGGCGCGCGCUCUGCUGGGCUUCAGACCGGAGGCCACAGGAGCAGAUCUGUCGGUGGAGGACGGCGUGCUUGUGUCGGCGGAGGGCAGUCGCUUCUUGCUGCGGGUGUACUUCUCUCUGCCACCGCCCGGAGCUGCCGCGCGGAACCGCAGCGCCGCGCCCUGGAUCGCUUUUGUGGAGGAACCGGCCCCGGGGCGAGAGCGUCAGGCGCAUCCAAAGCGGAACCUGUGCGUUGACCGCGCGGCGAGAACAUCCGACAUCGAGGUCCUGGGCUCGUUCCGCUCAGCAUCCAGCCACAACUCUGUGCUCGUGGAGCUGUGGGCCAAAGAGCUGCGCCGUGGUGAGCACAUCAAGUACUACUCCACGUGCGCCUUUGACGGGGCGCGCUGGGAGCACUAUCGCACACGGGACUUCUGGGUGGCAGUCCGGGAGCGCUCGGCGACCCCCGGAUUGUGGCUGCAGUUGCUCGUGAGCGCGCUAUUGCUCGCGCUGUCGGCACUUUUUAGUGGCCUGAACUUGAGCCUCCUCGCGUUGGACCCAGUGGAGCUGCAGGUGCUGCAGAACAGCGGCACGAGCUCAGAGCAGAACUAUGCGCGGCAGAUUGAGUCUGUGCGUCGCCACGGUAACUACGUGCUAUGCACGUUAUUGCUUGGUAACGCCGUUAUCAACGCAGCUUUGGCCGUGUGCACGUGCCAGAUUCUGGGCAUGACCUGGAUGUCCACGCUGCUCUGUGCUUUUGCCAUCUUCUUUGUAGGAGAAAUCUUGCCACAGUCCGUGGCCUCGCGCCAUGGCCUCGCGAUCGCCUCCAAAACCAUCUGGGUCACACGCCUGCUCAUGGUGCUGUCGUUCCCAGUCUCGUACCCCAUCAGCAAACUGCUGGACCUCGUGCUAAAUCAGGAGAUCUCAAACUUCUACACGCGGGAGAAGCUCUUGGAGAUGCUGCGCGUGACGGACCCGUACCACGAUCUUGUGAAGGAGGAACUGAACAUCAUCCAGGGCGCACUGGAGUUGCGCACGAAGACCGUGGAGGAUGUCCUGACGCCGCUGCAGGACUGCUUCAUGCUGAGCGCGGACGUGCUCCUGGACUUUGGGACCAUGUCCGAGAUCAUGCAGAGCGGGUACACGCGCAUCCCCGUGUACGAAAACACGCGCUCCAACAUCGUGGACAUCCUGUUCGUCAAAGACCUGGCCUUCGUGGACCCGGACGACUGCACUCCGCUCAAAACCAUCACACAGUUCUAUAAGCACCCACUGCACUGCGUCUUCAACGACACCAAACUGGACGCCAUGUUGGAAGAGUUCAAGAAAGGGAAGUCCCACUUGGCCAUAGUGCAGCGCGUGAAUAAUGAAGGAGAAGGAGAUCCAUUCUACGAAGUGAUGGGGAUUGUGACUCUGGAGGAUGUCAUUGAAGAAAUCAUCAAGUCUGAGAUUCUGGACGAGACAGACCUCUACACGGACAAUCGCACAAAGCGCCGUGUCUCACACCAUGAGAGAAAGCAGCAGGAUUUUUCCAUUUUCAAACUGAAUGAAAAUGAGAUGAAGGUGAAGAUCUCUCCUCAGCUGCUCCUGGCCACGCACCGCUUCCUCUCCACAGAGGUGGAGCCGUUCAAAUCGUCUCACAUCUCAGAGAAGAUCCUACUGCUUCUAAUCAAACACCCCAGUGUGCUCCAGGAACUGAAAUUUGAUGAGAAAAACAAAAGAGCUCCUCAGCAUUUUUUGUUCCAGAGAAAUAAACCUGUGGACUACUUCAUCCUUGUUCUGCAGGGUCGUGUUGAGGUGGAAUUUGGAAAAGAGGCCUUAAAGUUUGAAAACGGUGCCUUCUCGUAUUUUGGUGUUCCUGCAAUAAUGCCAACAGUCCACAGAUCCCCCUCACGUAGCAGUGGAUUGGACCGGUCUGACUCCAUGCUUUAUGGGGGCAGUAUGGGACAGCUGAACGGAGGGUCAAACCUGUACUUACCUGACUACUCCGUCAGACAACUCACACAUCUCCAGAUCAUCAAGAUCAGCCGCAGUCACUAUCAGGAUGCGGUAACUGCUUCUCGGAUGGAUAGUUCCCCCCAAAGUCCAGACCCAGAAGGACGCCCCACAGAUGGGACCGGCCUGACUCCAGAUGCCCCGCCCACAGAUCAGAUGAACAGGCUCCUCCCACCAGACCACGCUGCUCUCAUGCCGCCACCACGGGAACCAGGGCGCCCAAGCUCCGCUCGCACGCGCUCAGUACAGGCCACUUCCACACACUGCACCUCUCUGCUUAACGAGAAGAACCGCAUUGUUCGCAGUAAGUCAGACGGCCAGAGGAGUCCCAGUGAUUCUGUAUUUUUGAGGAUGGAUGAUAUCCCGUACAUCCGAGAGGACCGCACAGAGACAGACACUAACCCUGACCUGGUUUCCGGCCUGGACUCUGACACGUCUCCGUUCCUCAGCAGCAGUGGUCUCUCUAUGAGCGGGUCUGAGGAUACUCUGGGGAAGAAACUCCUGCUCAAACUGAGUCACAAAAAGAGGAAAAGGUCUCGCGAAGGAGAGAGGACUCCAGAGGACAUCUCAGAGCAGCCUCUAGUCGAGACUUGA